AUGGGUCUUACUCUGUUUCAUACAAAUAUUCUCCAAGAUUCGAUGAUCCAAAAACGUCUUAUGGAAGCUUUAAUAGAAGUAAUUGACAACGAGCGGUGCGGUGAAAUUGUAGAUAAGACACUUGUGAAAGAUAUCUGUAAAAUGUUAAUAAGCGUGGGUAAUGAUAGUCGUCAUAUCUACGCCGAGUUUUUCGAAACACCAUUUCUACAGCAUUCCACUGAAUUUUAUCAACGAGAGAGUGAAAAAUUACUUGCCGAGAACAAUGCAUCUGAUUAUAUUCGUAAGGUAUUCGCACGUAUUCAUGAAGAAUCCGAGCGUGCCAUUUAUUGCUUUGAUAAAUCAACAGAAAAUCGUAUUGUUCAAGUGAUGGAAGAAGUAUUAAUUAGAAAUCAUGCGAAGAAAGUUGCAGAAAUGGAAAAUUCAGGUGUAGUUUAUAUGCUUAAAUCUAAGAAAUGGGAUGACUUGACUAUGAUGUAUAAAUUGUUCCAACGGGUUCUAGAUUGUCAUUUAAUAAUAGACGAUUGCGUUAAUGAGUAUAUUCAAGAACAAAGAAAAGGAUUAACUAGCGAAAAUAGAGACGAAGAAAUUAAUCAUAUUCGUUUUGUUCAAAAUUUAUUUGAAUUAAAAGACGUAUUCGAGAUCAUUUGUAAAAUUUUACUUGAUGAUAAUCAAUCAGUAGAACAACGAAUUAAAUUUAAUUUCAACAAUGACAGUAAUUUAAAUCAACAUCGUACUGAAUAUCUGCCGUUAGUAAUCGAAAAUAAAUUAAAAAAAGGUGUUAAAUCUCUUGAUAAUGAAGAACUUGUUGUACUUUUUAAAGCAAUGAUACUCCUAGAUUAUUUCAAAGAGAAAGAUUUUUUUGAACAAUACUAUCAAGAUUUCAAAGGAAUGUUGCAGAAAAUGAUGGACAAUAUAAAUGAAAACCAAUUCAUCAACAACUAUGUUCAAGUAAAUUUAUCAAUUGAUUAA
Messenger RNA from Rotaria sp. Silwood1, 969 nucleotides. The record is from the annotation of a GenBank genome assembly. NCBI's taxonomy places the organism in Eukaryota, Metazoa, Rotifera, Eurotatoria, Philodinida, Philodinidae.